This is a messenger RNA of Paramacrobiotus metropolitanus, 327 nucleotides long. RefSeq lists its product as uncharacterized. The transcript has 3 exons. Gene Ontology annotation, biological process: DNA recombination; DNA integration. The record is from RefSeq and is a predicted model, not a curated record. Lineage: Eukaryota; Metazoa; Tardigrada; Eutardigrada; Parachela; Macrobiotidae. Gene Ontology annotation, molecular function: DNA binding. Bases 1 to 327 code for a protein of 108 amino acids.
AUGUUCGAUCGCAUCAUGUUGCAAGCUGCCACGAUGAUGGCGUUUUAUGGAUUUAUGCGUGUGUCUGAAUAUUACGGGAAAUAUCUAACUCGUCAGCGUGUAUCCAUUUUGCUUCAAAGUUGCUUCGGUCACACAGUGUCAACCCAUUCGUUUCGAAUUGGUGCAGCUUCAACAGCUGCUAACGCCGGCAUCACAUUGACCGAUGUUCAAAAAAUGGGACGUUGGACUAGUGAUGUGGUUAACAGAUACAUUCAGCAGUCUUCUGUAUCAAAUUCUCAUUUGUACAAUCUAAUCUUCUAUCUCAGCGUGGACCACGGUCUGGUGUGA